UGUUGGAUUUUGCUGUUCCGUCUCGGCACAAUUUUCAUUUCGAUAUUUUCCGGUAAAAUUCCGCGUUUUUCGCGGUAAAAAUAUGCUUAUUUGCUAGUUGAUUACGGAAAUUCAUUGCGUGAAUUGAAAUUUGUGGUGAAAACGACAGUUAAACUAUGAAAUUCAUAGUAGUUAUAUAGCAGUCGUGCGGGCGUGUGUGUGUGAUAUAGUGAAUACGUAAAAGCCAGCUCGCACGGUACUGGCACACAUACAUAUAUGUACAUAUAUUAUAUGUACAUACAUGUGUAUAUAAAUACAAAUAAGUAAAUAAGUAAAAGAAAAUCUACAAGUGUUAAACAAGCCUCAAAGGGCGAUCAGAGAUACAAAUAUAUAAUAUGCAUAUAUAUAUAUAAUAUGUAAUAUGUAUGUAUUUAUAUAGAAAAUAUUUUGUGAAAUACCGCAUAAAGCUAUAAAUGAACACUUACAUACAUAUGCAUAUGUAUGCUGUAAAGCGUAGUGAAAAACGUUUACUGAGUGCGCGGUGGGUGUGUUAGCGGCAAGUCAGCUGGAACGUAACCGGGCCACUUUUCGACAUAGCCAUAAUGUGGCGACGACAACCACAUAUUCACGGAAUUAUUUUUCUCUAACUAGAUUUGUUAUUUUGUUUAUGUGCCACACGUUCGUCAUUUGCCGCGUUGUUUUUUCGCCAUUCUUUCGUUGAGCGUUUAUUUUUAAAGUCAAAACAAAUACAACAUUGAUCAAUUGCAUUGUUUGGUUUUGUUAUCGUAGCUUCUAUGCGUCAAAUGCGAAAAUGAAAUAGCAAAAGUGGUUCGUGAGAUCUGUCCGGUGAAUAACAUACGUUAAAGUUUUCAAGUUAAAUAACUGUUAUGUAAAUGCAUAAUAUUAAGUAAAAAGUAUCUAAAGUGUGAUAAGUGAAAUACAAGCAUUCCAUAAACAUUCCAAAUCAAGCGCGAAAAUUGCCAGAAGCCUUAAAUAAAAGAAGUUUUGAAUUUUCAAAGUAAAGUUUACAUAUUUAGUACGCUGAACCGACUGCAGCAACAGUUAUUGCCAUAACUCGAGGAAUUCUGCUGCUUGUAAGCAAUAUUGCUACUGUGAAAGACACACAAGCUCAAAACAUACACAUAUUCAUAAGCAAAUAAUAGUAGACAACUCUUCAACUACAAUCAAAACUCAGCUACAGCAUCAACUAUAUCUUCCACUACAACUAUCGUCUAAUUACUUGCUUCUCCGCCUAUCAUUGUUUCUGUCACAUUUUCUGUGCCUUCGUUGGGCCCACAUACCCAUACACAGACACACCAACAAGCUAGCGAACUCAUAUGUGAUAUUUUACGAGAAGAAGAAUAAGAAGAAGCGACAGGAUAUUCGAGCAUAGUAAUUUCCAUUUGCUUGCGAGGCAUAGUGAGCUCCAAGCACUGUCAUUAGCAGCUACCCCACCGGCACGCCCACUUUCAACACAAUGGGUGACAAUAUAAUUGGCUCGGCGAGCUUCCUGCAUUUGGGCGAUAUCGUGUCGCUGUAUGCGGAGGGCAGUGUUUGUGGCUUUCUCAGCACACUCGGCCUGGUCGAUGAUCGCACGGUGGUUUGCCCGGAGGCGGGCGAUUUGAAUUAUCCGCCUAAGAAGUUCAGAGAUUGUCUCAUAAAGGUUUGUCCUAUGAACCGUUACUCUGCACAAAAGCAGUUCUGGAAAGCCGCCAAGCAGUCAGCCAGCUCCAACACAGAUACGAAUCUCUUGAAGCGUUUACAUCAUGCUGCGGAGAUUGAAAAGAAGCAAAAUGAUACCGAAAACAAGAAACUGCUGGGUACCGCAGUGCAAUAUGGCAGCGUCGUGCAGCUACUCCAUCUCAAAUCAAACAAAUACUUGACUAUGAACAAGCGAUUGCCUUCAUUGUUGGAGAAGAAUGCAAUGCGUGUCUAUCUGGACGCCAAUGGCAAUGAGGGUUCUUGGUUCUACAUAAUGCCUUUCUAUAAGCUACGUUCCGCGGGCGAUAAUGUUGUGGUUGGUGACAAAGUCAUACUGAAUCCCGUAAAUGCUGAGCAACAAAAUCUACAUGUGGCCUCCAAUUAUGAAUUACCGGACAAUCCUGGCUGUAAGGAGGUAAACGUACUCAACUCCUCCACCUCAUGGAAGAUCACGCUAUUCAUGGAGCACAAAGAGAAUCAAGAACACAUAUUGAAAGGCGGUGAUGUGGUACGUCUGUUUCAUGCAGAACAAGAGAAAUUCCUCACCAUGGACGAGUAUAAAAAGCAGCAGCACGUUUUUUUGCGCACGACGGGACGUACAAGCGCUACGGCGGCCACAAGCAGCAAGGCUCUUUGGGAGGUCGAGGUUGUGCAGCAUGAUUCAUGUCGCGGCGGUGCUGGACACUGGAACUCCUUGUACCGUUUCAAGCAUCUAGCCACUGGCUAUUACCUCGCUGCCGAGCUGGAAUCGGUGGGCAGCACGACGUUGAUUCAUUCCUUGGAUGGAAACGGACUAGACACGUCAUUAAAAGAGUCAGAGAAAAGCAAAUGUGAACGUUACCGCCUAGUGCCAGUCCCAUACUCCACUGAAAUCGCAUCGGUAUUCGAACUAGAUCCAACAACGAUGGCGCGCGCUGACAGUCUUGUGCCGCAAUCGAGUUAUGUGCGUUUGCGGCAUUUGUGCUCGAACACUUGGGUGCAUGCCACCUCCAUACCCAUCGACAUUGACGAUGACAAGCCGGUGAUGUCAAAGGUUUGCUGUUCGCCCAUCAAAGAGGAUAAGGAAGCUUUCGCGCUCAUACCAGUCUCACCCGUGGAGGUGCGCGAUUUGGAUUUUGCAAAUGAUGCGUGCAAGGUGUUGGAUACCGUUACCAGCAAGUUGGUUAACGGCAGCAUUUCCAUAAAUGAGCGUCGCUCGUUGAUAGCAUUGCUGCAGGAUAUUGUCUUCUUCAUUGCUGGCAUGGAGAAUGAACAGAACAAAGCAAAGGCAUUAGAAUUAACAAUUAAGAAUCCAAUACGCGAUCGUCAAAAACUGUUGCGCGAACAAUAUAUCCUUAAGCAGUUGUUUAAAAUUCUGCAAGGUCCCUUCCAGGAGCAUCCGAGCGGUGAGGCGCCCUUUCUACGUCUAGAUGAGCUGAGCGAUCCGAAAAAUAGUCCUUAUAAGAAUAUAUUUCGCUUGUGCUAUCGCAUUCUGCGUCUAUCGCAACAGGACUAUCGUAAGAAUCAGGAGUAUAUAGCCAAGCACUUUGGUCUUAUGCAAAAGCAAAUCGGCUAUGAUAUCCUAGCGGAGGACACGAUCACCGCACUGUUGCACAACAAUCGCAAAUUGUUGGAGAAGCACAUAACCGCGGCAGAGAUUGAGACCUUUGUAGGUCUUGUGCGCAAGAAUAUGCUUAACUGGGACUCACGCUUUCUCGACUAUCUCUCCGAUUUGUGUGUUUCGAAUCGCAAAGCGAUUGCUGUGACGCAAGAGCUCAUUUGCAAGAGUGUGCUUAGCUCAAAGAAUUCGGAUAUACUAAUCGAGACACAGAUCAAGCAUUUCAAAGCGCCUAUGGGCGAUGUGUAUCGCAGCGCUGCCGAGGAUUCUUAUUCGCUGAGCACACUAACGGAGGUAUUGGAUGACGAGGAGAAGUCUGAUUUGAUCUCGAAUUCAACCACAACGACCAGUUGGGAUACGACAAGUUUAAAUGAUGCGCCCGAGAUUGAGGAGAAGUAUGAGAUACACUUGAAGUGGCGUGGCCAACCGAAUUCACGUUCCAUGGGCGAUCUGGCCGAUUGUGCUGCUCAAGGCAAAGAGGAGGAAGCUGCCAUACUGAAUUACUAUCGCCAUCAAUUGAAUCUCUUUUCGAACAUGUGUUUGAAUCGCCAAUACUUGGCGUUGAACAUUUUAUCGCCACAUCUGGAUAUCGAUUUGAUACUCAAAUGCAUGUCCGAUGAGACAAUGCCGUAUGAGCUGCGCGCCUCAUUCUGUCGCCUAAUGCUGCAUUUGCAUGUCGACCGUGAUCCACAAGAGCCUGUGACGCCGGUUAAAUAUGCGCGCCUCUGGAGUGAAAUACCAUCAAAAAUGUCGAUACUCGACUACGAUGGCAAAAACCAGCAACCCGAUCAAAACAAAGAAGCUGUGCGCGCCAAAUUCAACACGACAAUCGCCUUCGUGGAGAAUUAUCUCUGUAACGUGGCCACCAAGGUGUGGCUAUUCACCGACCAGGAGCAAAAUAAACUAACUUUUGAGGUGGUAAAAUUGGCACGUGAUCUAAUCUACUUCGGCUUCUACAGUUUCAGCGAUUUGCUGCGCCUGACCAAAACUCUGCUCUGCAUUUUGGAUUGUGUGUCGGAGACUGGCAUGGACGGCGCAACACCCGGGCGCUUUGUAAAUACGGAUAUUGAUUCGCCAACAGAAGAGGAAACGGCGGAAGGUGGCGUACUACGUUCCAUCGGUGACAUGAACACAGUUAUGACUUCGCUGGCGCUCGGUUCUGUCGGUCAAGCGAUUGCCUCACCCGCCUCGCUGGCGCUGCAACAUCGCAAAUCGGUUUCGCAGAUGCUGAAGGAGUAUCCACUGGUCAUGGAUACCAAGUUGAAGAUAAUUGAGAUUCUACAAUUCAUACUGGACGUACGUUUGGAUUAUAGAAUCAGUUGCCUCCUAUCGAUAUUCAAGCGCGAAUUUGAUGAGACCGAAAUUAGUGCAGCCGCGGCGGCAGCAGCAGCAGCUGCGGCAGCCCAGAAUGCUGGCACAGCGGAGGGUACGCCAAGCGAUGGCAACGUUAGUAGUGGUGAGACAAGUAGCAAGAAUGCGGCGCUGAUGGAGGCUGCGGCUGCGGCUGCUGCUGCGCUAAGUACACGUCAGAAGAAUAUCGAUUUGGAGUCAAUUGGUGUGCAGGCGGAGGACAUUUUCGACUGUGAUAGCGGCGAUGCGUCGAAUUUAGACUUGGAUGGUCAAGGUGGGCGCACUUUUCUGCGCGUGCUGCUCCAUCUCAUCAUGCACGACUAUCCGCCGCUGGUGUCAGGCGCGCUGCAUCUGCUCUUCAGACACUUCAGUCAGCGGCAGGAGGUAUUGCAGGCUUUCAGACAGGUGCAAUUGCUUGUGUCCGAUAGUGACGUAGAGUCUUAUAAGCGCAUCAAAUUGGACUUGGAUAUUCUGCGGCAGAGCGUUGAAAAGUCCGAGCUGUGGGUCUAUAAGCCGAAGACCACGGAUGAGUACAAUACCACUGCAGAGCGCUCAUCUGACCCGGCCAUUGAUGUCUCCAACUUGAGCAAUGAAUAUCGUGCAUCUUUGUCGAAUGAGCAGUUAAAUGAGUAUAAAAAGGUUAAAGAGAUACUCAUACGCAUGAAUAAGUUUUGCGUUACAUCGGGCCCCAACGUCAAGCCGCGCAAACACGAACAACGUCUGCUCCGCAACGUUGGUGUGCACACAGUUAUUCUCGAUCUGCUGCAGAAUCCAUAUGAUGAAAAGGAUGAUGUGCUAAUGAAGGAGCUGAUGUGUUUGGCGCACGAGUUCCUGCAGAAUUUCUGUUUGGGCAACCAACAAAAUCAAGUUUUGUUGCAUAAUCAGUUGGAUUUAUUCCUCAAUCCAGGCAUCUUAGAGGCCAAGACUGUCUGCGCCAUCUUUAAGGACAACCUCGCACUUUGCAACGAGGUCACCGACAAGGUCGUACAACAUUUCGUGCAUUGCAUUGAGAUCCAUGGCCGCCAUGUUGUAUACUUGCAAUUCCUUCAAACGAUCGUCAAAGCUGAGAACCAAUUCAUACGUAAAUGUCAAGAUAUGGUCAUGCAAGAGCUGAUAAAUGCCGGCGAAGAUGUGCUCGUGUUCUACAACGACAAAAGCUCCUUUAAUCAGUUCGUCGCCAUGAUGCAGAGUGAAAAGUCGCCACUGAGCGACUCUAGUCCACUGCGCUAUCAUGUGGAACUUGUUAAGCUGCUUGCCUGUUGUACCAUGGGCAAGAAUGUCUACACGGAAAUUAAAUGCAACAAUUUGCUCUCACUGGACGAUAUAGUAACGAUUAUUUGCAAUCCUGCUUGCAUACCGGAGGUGAAGGAAGCCUAUGUUGAUUUCCUCAAUCAUUGUUACAUUGAUACCGAGGUGGAGGUUAAAGAGAUUUAUUCGUCGAGUCACAUGUGGAAUUUGUUCGAGAAAUCUUUUCUGGUCGAUAUUAAUCAAUUGAUUGCCAUCGGCGCCAAUGCCGAUAAGACGCUGCUCAAUUAUGUAUUGAGCGGUGUGACGAAUGUGUUGAAUACCUUCUUCUCCAGUCCCUUCUCCGAUCAGAGCACCAUCGUGCAAACGCGUCAGAUGAUUUUCGUUCAGAUACUGCAAGCCACCUAUCGCUUAACACAGUGCAAGUGGCUGUCACUGGCCGAUCGCUUUAAUGUCGAGAACUGCGUUCGUACGUUGGCUGAGUCGGCGAAGACGCGUAAUAUUGCGAUUCCGCUCGACUUGGAGCAACAGGUGGUGUCGAUGUCUAGCAAAACAGCCUUGCUAACGCGUCAGACCACCAAAUGGCUAUUGGCCUCGAAGCAGCCAAAAUAUGAGACACAGCUCUCGGCAAAUUUAAUGCGUUUGGACCGUUCUAUCAUAGAGGGCUUGCAAGAUAUUGUGUCGCUGUUGGAAGAUCAACUGAAGCCGGUGGUGGAGGCGGAGUUGUCGUUGUUAGUCGACAUUCUGUACAGAUCGGAGUUACUCUUUCCGCCCGGCACCGAGGCGCGCAAAAGUUGCGAAAGCGGCGGUUUUAUUAGAAAGCUUAUCAAGCACACAGAGAAGUUGCUGGAGGAGAAGGAAGAAAAGCUAUGUGUAAAGGUGUUGCGUACGCUGCGCGAAAUGAUGGCAAUCGACGUGAAUUACGGUGACAAAGGAGAUGCGCUGCGCAACACACUGCUAAUGAGGUACUUUGAUCGGAAGGGGGGCGGCGGAAGUGGUGGAAUUAUAAGCGGUGUUGGCGGAGGUGGCGCUAGUGGUAUAAUCACUGGAACUGGCAUUGGGGUAGGACCGAAGGCAAUCGAAGCCAAGCCAGAUGGCACUGACGCUAUCUUAAUUGAGCAACAGAAGCGUAUUCAUCUCGUAACUCACGGUCCGGGUGCCAAGUAUCUUCAGCGCGCAGGUAAAACACUACAUGAAGUUCAAAAUCAUUUGGAUCGUGAGGGCGCCUCUGAUUUGGUCAUUGAACUCGUGAUAAAGUCCGUACACUCGCCCUCAAUUUUCGUGGAGGCCGUUGAACUGGGCAUUGCGUUACUCGAGGGUGGCAAUCCCAUCAUACAGAAGGGCAUGUAUCAAAAAUUUCUCAGUGGCGACUUCAAUCAAGCUUUCUAUAAAGUUUUCUUCGAGAAAAUGAAGGACGCCCAACAAGAAAUAAAGUCAACGGUGACGGUUAAUACCUCAGAUAUUGCGGCGAAGGCGCAUGAAAACAAGCAAGAUGUCAAUCUGGAACUGGACAAAAUUGCACGUAAACAUGGCGUGAAAAGUAAUGGUGUUGUCAUCACCGAUGAGCUAAAGAAGGAAUUGCACAAUGCGGGUCUUGCAACAGCGCGCGCCUACGGCAACGCACGUAGUAUUCAUCCGGGUGAUGAAAACUCUGCCAUUAGCAUUAAUAGCCCAUUGGAAGACAUACUCGCCGAGAAGUUGGAAAAGCACAAAGACAGCAAGGACGAUCGCAAUAAGAUUUCGAAUAAAGUGUUGGUGAUGCAACCGAUUCUACGCUUCCUGCAGUUACUCUGCGAGAACCAUAAUCCUGAUCUGCAAAAUUUAUUGCGCAAUCAAAACAACAAAACCAACUAUAACCUCGUCUCCGAAACCCUAAUGUUCCUGGAUUGCAUUUGCGGCUCAACGACCGGUGGAUUGGGUUUACUGGGACUAUAUAUCAACGAAAACAAUGUCGCACUGAUCAAUCAAACUUUGGAAACACUUACCGAAUAUUGUCAGGGUCCCUGUCACGAAAAUCAAAAUUGCAUAGCCACGCACGAGUCCAAUGGUCUCGACAUUAUAACAGCACUCAUACUUAACAAUAUCAAUCCGCUCGGCGAAAACCGUAUGGAUCUCGUCUUGGAGCUGAAGAAUAAUGCCUCCAAACUGUUGUUGGCUAUUAUGGAAAGUCGCGGUGACAGUGAAAAUGCCGAACGUAUUUUGUAUAAUAUGAAUCCCAAGCAACUAGUAGAGGUAGCCUGUAAGGCAUACCAUCAGGAAGAGAUGAUCGACGAGAGUGAUGAACAUGAUGGCGGCGAUGGUGAAGCGGAUGAUGAGGUUUCGGUGAGUCCACGUGAAGUGGGUCAUAACAUUUACAUUCUGUGCCACCAGCUGGCGCAGCACAACAAGGAGCUGGCGGCGCUACUAAAGGCAUGUGAAGAUCCACAAGCAACCAGCUUUGAUGCGAAAAUGAGUCAGGCCUUAAUGUAUUAUGCAACGCAUACAGCACAAAUUGAGAUCGUACGUAACGACCGCACUUUGGAGCAAAUCGUUUUUCCGAUACCCGAAAUAUGCGAAUAUUUGACGACAGACACGAAAAUCAAAAUUUUGAACACAGCUGAACGCGAUGAUCAGGGCUCAAAAGUGGCGGAUUUCUUUGACAAGGCCGAGGAGAUGUUCAAUGAAAUGAAGUGGCAAAAGAAGUUGAGAGGACAACCCUUCCUGUUCUGGGUCAGCAGCUAUAUGUCAUUAUGGAGCAAUAUACUUUUCAAUUGUGUUGUUGUUAUCAAUCUGAUUGUAGCAUUUUUCUAUCCAUUCGACAACACUGUACCGGAGCUCAGCUCACAUAUUUCUUUACUUUUCUGGGCCAUACUGUUGUUCUCAUUGGCUAUUGUGGUGACGUUACCACGUGAAUCAGGCAUUCGCACGUUAAUUGGCUCCGUGAUAUUACGUUCCAUCUUUCUUAUUGGUCCAGAAUCGACGCUCUGCCUGUUGGGAGUUGUGACGGUGACGUUGAAGAGUGUGCAUAUCGUGAGCAUUAUGGGCAACAAUGGCACGCUGGAGAAGAAUUUCUUCAAGAUAAUCACCGAUAUGCAGCUACUAUAUCACUGCAUAUACAUAAUGUUCUGUUUUUGUGGACUGAUCUUUCAUCCCUUCUUCUACUCGCUGCUGCUAUUCGAUGUUGUAUAUCGUGAAGAAACUCUGGUGAAUGUCAUACGCUCCGUCACGCGCAACGGACGCUCAAUCGUUUUAACAGCAGUCUUAGCGCUGAUUUUGGUUUAUCUAUUUUCCAUCAUUGGUUAUAUGUUCUUUAAGGACGACUUUCUGGUCGAGGUGGAUGCUGAUGACGGUCAGACGAGUGCAACGACACCAGCGGUGCCAGAUAUUACCGUAUCGAUGGCGUCGAAUAGCGCUGACAACACUUGUGGCGCGCCAGAUGCCUUUAAUAAAGGCGUAUUUUGUGCCGGAGCCGGCAAUAGUGCCGCUGAAGCUAGCGCUACUGCCACUGCUGCCAAUGGCGGCUGUGGUGGCGAUGCAAAGGAACGUUCUUGUGACUCUUUGGUUAUGUGUAUUGUUACCACACUGAAUCAGGGUUUGCGAAAUGGUGGCGGUAUUGGCGAUAUACUACGCGCACCGUCCAGCAAGGAAAGUCUAUUCGCUGCACGUGUCAUUUACGACUUGCUCUUCUUCUUCAUCGUCAUUAUUAUUGUUUUGAAUUUAAUUUUUGGCGUCAUCAUCGACACUUUUGCCGAUCUGAGAAGUGAGAAGCAGCAAAAGGAACUCAUCCUUAAGAACACCUGCUUUGUGUGCGGCCUUAAUCGCUCGGCAUUCGACAACAAAACCGUCAGUUUUGAGGAGCACAUCAAGAGCGAACACAAUAUGUGGCAUUAUUUGUACUUUAUAGUGUUGGUGAAGGUGAAGGAUCCCACAGAGUUUACCGGACCCGAGAGUUACGUAUACGCCAUGGUGAAAGCAGGCAUUUUGGAUUGGUUCCCACGUUUGCGUGCCAUGUCACUGGCUGCCGUCGAUGCGGACAGUGAGCAAAUCGAAUUGCGCAGCUUGCAGGCUCAGCUGCCGGAGAUGCAAUUGCUCAUAACAAGCUUGUCGCAGCAGUUGCAUGAACUGAAGGACCACAUGACGGAGCAGCGUAAACAAAAGCAGCGCUUAGGAUUGCUCAAUACAGCGCCGAGCAAUCUAUUGGCGUGUUAUCAGUUGCGCGACGCGAAUAGUUUGUCUUGAUCUGUGUCAGCAACAAUUAGCGGUGUAUGAGUUGUGUAACGGCUUAGGCAAUAACAAACAAAGUGGAAAUGUUAAUGUAUGCAUUUGUUAAGGUUUCGCUUUUCGCUUUUUGAUUUUAAUUUUUUAUUUUUGGUAUUUCACAAAAUCUCUCGAGGGACGGCUCUAGUGGUAGUCAUUAAGUGUAAGCGCAGCAAUCAGCGUAGCUGUUUAGAAAGCGUAAGACAUGAAAAACAAGUUUCGAAAAUAAUAUUAACUCGAAAGCAAACAAAUGUUUGUAAAAUAUAUAAAUAAUUUUAUGUAUUAUUCAUAGUUGUGUGUAUGUGUGUGUAAUAGUAGUGUAAAAUGUUUGGCUUCCUUAGGCAUUUUCUCCAAAAAUCCAAAAUGUGCAUACAUUACCUCCUCGAAUCACAUGCAUGUAUGUAUGUAUGUAUAUAUAUACAUGCAAACGAAUACGAAUCUUAGAUCUGCACUACAUUUAAGCAUAAUGUUUACAAAUUUCUUUUAUUUAUUAUCGUCAAUUGCCCACUUAUUCUCCUUGGUCUCGAUCGUUUUUCGAAUUAUUUAUACUUUUACUGACACUUUUUUGAUUUUAUACCUAAACACUUGUAAUAUACAUACAUAUAUUUUAUGGGCGCACGCUGACUUGUUGCACACCUACAUACACAUUUUCUUGUUCAAUAAUCAAAACACUACAUACAGACAUAUAAAACAUACAUACAUACAUUAAACUUGAACUGUUAUAAACUAUCGUCAAAACACAAAAAAAAAACAACAAAAA
Molecule: messenger RNA, 10868 nt
Organism: Bactrocera neohumeralis
Lineage: Eukaryota; Metazoa; Arthropoda; Insecta; Diptera; Tephritidae
Gene: Itpr
Product: inositol 1,4,5-trisphosphate receptor
Exons: 25
Coding region: 1457-10090 (2877 amino acids)
Biological process (GO): calcium ion transmembrane transport
Cellular component (GO): endoplasmic reticulum; membrane
Molecular function (GO): inositol 1,4,5 trisphosphate binding; inositol 1,4,5-trisphosphate-gated calcium channel activity
Source: RefSeq, a predicted model, not a curated record